CGGCAUUUCAUCUUCCGUCCAUUUUGUUUUUGGAUGGCUGCUGGCAUCCAUGUUCGAUCAUUAGUUCGCGUGCGGUUUUCUGUGUUGAACUUGGAACUUUCGUUUAGUGUUAUCUAUUGUGGAAUCGCGAAGGUGUUUGUGACUAGCGAACACGACUUGCUUAUUCGCUGUGAUAGUGAUUCACCAAACUGAGCUUACAUGAUUGGAUUACCGCGUAGCGAUAGAGAUAGAGAUCGUAUAACGGUGAAAAUUCGUAACAUGAAGAGGAGUUCGUCGAGGGAUAGCAUCCCGCGUUCAAAGCGGACACGUAGUAGCAUCGGAAGAUACGACGACAGUUCAGACGAGCGCGUCACUCCAGACCGUGUACGGCGAAGGGUGCGGUCACCGAGCCCCCGGGGCCGGUACGUGUCCCCUCACCGCGACGACUAUGCUCGCUCUCGUGAAGUACGCGAGGAAUCCGUACGCCCCUACUAUAAAGUUCUCUGUGUCAGUGCAUUGCACCCCAAGGCGUCAGAUGAAAUCGUCAAAGACACUCUCUACAGAGAGUACAAAAAGUUUGGAGACUUCAGCAUCAAAAUAUCCCACGAGUUGGACGAACGCGUCGCGUACGUAUGUUUUCGAAGUGUUGAAGAUGCAAGGGACGCCAAACAUGCAAAGCCGAGGAUCAUUUUGUACGAUAAGGUGGCCAUAGUAGAUCCUGUGUACGAGCCUGUGAGGUCCGAGUACAGAAGUAGGCCGAGAAGUAUCACGCCAACCGACUAUGAGCGCCCUUACUCCUACGCGUGGUCGCCAGUGCCCGACCGCCGCCGCCCGCCUCCAGACGACAGGGCCUAUGGCAUACCACCAUCAGUGCCACCUCAUCAUAGAGAUUUCCGUCCACCUAUGCACGAAUAUCCCAUGGCAGGCCCUCACGGCCCGCCCAUGCACCACAGGCCCCCUAUGCACCAUCCCCCACACCCCCAUUAUAUGCCACGUCCGUAUAUGCCGCGACCGCAUCAUCCUCCUUUUGAGAAAUCUGAAAACAAAAAAGACAAGUUUCCCAACUACCUGCACCACGUUCAGCCCGAAGAUGAUCCACUGGCCACUAGAACUUUGUUCGCUGGCAACUUAGAGAUAAACAUAUCUGAUGAGGAGCUGCGUCGUAUUUUUGGACGCUACGGCAUUGUCGAGGACAUUGAUAUUAAACGUCCACCACCAGGCACUGGAAAUGCUUUUGCAUUUGUGCGCUAUCAAACUUUAGAUAUGGCACACAGGGCAAAAGUUGAACUUUCAGGUCAAUAUAUUGGUAAAUUCCAAUGUAAGAUAGGGUACGGUAAAGCCACACCCACCACCAGAGUGUGGGUUGGGGGGCUCGGUCCGUGGACCUCUGUAGCUCAGCUAGAAAGGGAAUUUGACAGAUUUGGGGCUAUAAAGAAGAUAGAAUAUGCCAAAGGUGAAGCUCAUGCAUACAUUUUAUACGAUUCGAUUGACGCCGCUCAGGCCGCCGUUAAAGAGAUGAGAGGUUUUCCUCUCGGCGGGCCCGAAAGACGUCUACGUAUCGAUUUCGCUGAUGUAGGCAACGGUGGUCCGUACAGGCCUAAGCCUUACGCUCCACCUGUAGGAGAAGACGGUAGACCGGUAGAAGGCUACGAGGGUUACGAAGGUACUUGGGAUGAUAGUUAUGGGUAUGGGGCUCCAGGGUACAGGGGUAGGGGCGGCCAUCGCGGUCGCGGUCGUGGUGCAUACAGAGGUGCUUACCACGGCGCUGGCGACUACCGCGACGAAGAAUGGAGGCGAGCUCCAGUCGACGGUGAAUACGAAGGUCGCGUCCGUCAUUCUGGCUCACGUGAACCUGGUGUUGACCGCUCCCGAUCCCGCUCCCCGCGUCGUCGCUCUCCCGACAGCGACUCCGACGGCUCCCCGCGCCGUACCGGCGGCAUGCUGGCGUCCUCCCGAACCCUCCCAGAAGUCGUACGCAAAGCCACCACUAUCUGGAACGGUGCACUCAUCCUGAAAAACUCCCUAUUCCCCACCAAGUUCCAUUUGACCGAUGGUGACUCUGAAAUCAUUGACAGCCUGAUGAAAGAUGAGGAUGGCAAAAACCAACUGAGAAUCACACAAAGACUUCGUUUGGAUCAACCGAAAUUGGAUGAUGUUCAGAAACGUAUUGCAACUUCGAGCUCCCAUGCUAUCUUCUUGGGAGUUGCUGGAUCUACAGCUUCUAUUACAAAUGAAGAUUCGAGUAUUCAGACGAGGCCAAUGAGAAACCUGGUGUCUUACUUGAAACAGAAAGAGGCGGCAGGAGUGAUAUCCCUCUUGAAUAAAGAGACAGAAGCAACUGGAGUGUUGUAUUCUUUCCCUCCGUGUGACUUCUCUACGGACCUCUUAAAGAGAACUUGCCACAAUCUUACUGAAGAAAGUUUGAAAGAGGACCACCUUGUAAUAGUCGUGGUCCGCGGUGGUUCUGCUUGACAUAUUUAUGAAGAUAGUUUAUAAAUCUAUUUGUGUUUAAAUAGUUAGAUUAAGUUUUUACUUUGAAGUUUUCAAAAAAUGUUAUAAAUUACUAUCAGUAACAUAAAGUUUGUGAUGUUGUGUAGUGAUGUGAGGUAUUGUGGUUGUUCACAAGUUCUUAUGUUUAGUGCAAGUGCUGUGUGAUCCACAGUUGUAGUGACAGCAAUAAUUGCUAUUGCAAAUAAUGAACAAGUUAGUCUUGCUAGACUUAAAGCAAUCUUAAAACUAAGUGUAUUUAUGGAAACAGAGUUUAGUGUAUUUUUAUUCAGUGUAUGCUAGGUGAUGUGUAGUGUAAGUGUGUGUACUUGAAAAUAGAUUAUUAUAUCUCAA
This is a messenger RNA of Ostrinia nubilalis (European corn borer), 2820 nucleotides long. It is a transcript of the gene nito, whose product is annotated as RNA-binding protein spenito. Gene Ontology annotation, cellular component: nucleus. The record is from RefSeq and is a predicted model, not a curated record. Lineage: Eukaryota; Metazoa; Arthropoda; Insecta; Lepidoptera; Crambidae. Gene Ontology annotation, biological process: regulation of alternative mRNA splicing, via spliceosome. The transcript is spliced from 2 exons. The coding region runs from base 199 to 2451 and encodes 750 amino acids. Gene Ontology annotation, molecular function: mRNA binding.